Talaromyces marneffei is the source of this 2916-nucleotide messenger RNA. RefSeq lists its product as uncharacterized. The transcript is spliced from 7 exons. Lineage: Eukaryota; Fungi; Ascomycota; Eurotiomycetes; Eurotiales; Trichocomaceae. The record is from RefSeq and is a predicted model, not a curated record. The coding region runs from base 1 to 2916 and encodes 971 amino acids.
AUGCCGCUUGCAAGGAGGGAUCCCACAUUGGCUGCUGCUCAGAGAACGAUUCGGGAGGCAUUUGAAGAUCUAGAGAAGACAGUAUCGCCAGCUGAUUCGAAAGAUUUCGAGGUGACCACUCUCGAAAAUGUGCAAAAGGCAGCAUUGGAGAUCGAAAAUCAACUUGCAGCACGGCAGUCCUUGCGCAAUAUGCGCCGCCUCGUGCCUCUGUUCACUGGGCUGGGUUACUACUCCCAGACGAUCGAAGUUCUUUGCAACGGCACUCCUUAUCUACCAUGGAUAUGGGCACCAAUUAAGUUAAUCCUCAAGAUCUCUUCAGACUACGUGGAUGCUUUCGAGCAAAUCGUCAAGGCAUAUUCCCGCAUCGCAGAAUCGUUGACAAGAUUCAAAGUGCUCAGCGAGACCUUUCGUAAGAAUACGGAAUUUCAACAAACUCUCGCUGUCUUUUACGCCGAUAUACUACGGUUCCACAAAGAAGCGUACAAGCUUGUGCGACGCAGCGCUUGGCGAGUUUUCUUUCUAUCAUCCUGGGGUCGAUUUCAACAAAGGUUCGACAACAUUCUGGAAGACCUUGCAAGACAUGAGCAGCAAAUUGACAAAGAGGCCAAUGCCUACGACAUUGCUGAAGCGAGAAAUACGAGAAGAGCCUUGGAGGAAUGGAGACAAGAAAGCCUUUCCAGGGUGCAAAAAAACGAAGAAGACCAAACCGCCCGCCAACUUGAAGCCAUUUUUAGCUGGGUCAAGAGUAACGAAAUGGAUCAAAUAUCAAUCUUUGACAGAAUUUCAACUGAAGGAUCAAACCACCCGGGAACAUGCUCGUGGGUAUUGGAGAAUCCAAAAUUAUCGAACUGGCUUCGGGCCGACCAGUCAGAUAAAACUUGUAUUUGGCUCCAAGGAAACCCCGGGACCGGCAAGAGUAUCAUCGCUGGCCAGCUUGUUAACUUUUUGAAGGUCUCCCGCAAGUAUUUUGUGACAUCCCACUUUUGCACAUAUUCCUACGCCUCCUCAACUCAAUACGAUGAGAUUCUCAAGUCACUACUUUUACAACUAGUCCGUGCCAAUAGCGACUUGACUGCUCAUAUAUACGAGGAGUACGUAAUUGGAAGAAAACCAGUCAGCAUUAGUGUCUUCGAGCAUCUACUGCAGACUUCUAUAACGGCGUUAGCAGAAGAUCUUGGUCGACAGAACAGCAUCUAUAUGAUUAUCGACGGCCUGGACGAAAUUGAAGCGGACAAACAGAGACGAAUUAUCAGCCUGAUGAAUGGUAUUCUGAAGUCACAGCCAUUAGAUCGUCCGACUUUUAAGGUUCUAUUCUCCUCACGGUGUUCGCAACUCCUAGAAAAAGUGCUUCGAAAGCGACCGACUGUCAUCCUAGGCGAUGAAAAGGAUAGUCUUGAACAUGCAAUCUGUAUAUAUGCCGAACAGCGACUAAAUGCUCAGUCUUAUCGUUUCUCGCAACUUGCUCUGAAUGAUUGCGAUUUUAGAGAUAUCGGGGAAAUUAUCGCUAAAAAGGCCGAUGGUAUGUUCCUCUGGGCUCGGCUGGUUCUGGACUACAUUACACAUAACAUGUUCUACAGCAGUCAAGAAAUAUGGGAUGCUGUCCAUACACUACCGCGCAAGUUAGCUGAAUUCUACGAGAGAGUUCUGGUUCAGAUUAUGUCCAAUUUUGAUAGUCGAUCAGUCGCCCGCAUGAGAAGCAUAUUUGGCUGGAUAGCAUUUUCAGAACGUCCACUUCGAAAAUUCGAAUUACGGUCAGCAUUAUCAUUCUGUACCGGCAACCCUCUAGCCGACGAACCUGUUCCCUUGUACAUCUUUGACAUGGGCAUGCCGCUCAUCGAGGAACGAUCCGACUCCACCUUGACUUUUAUUCACGUUUCUGUCAAAGAUUAUCUGCAAAUGCCAGAGAGCAAGUUGCUGAUUUCUCGAGACAGGGAGAUUUACGAACACACUCUCGCAUCGACGACCUGCCUUUUGUCCGGGCUGGAAGUAUUCAAUGUCGGAUAUGCUAAUCAGGAUCGUAUGAUGAGGGUUUUGAAGGGAUUGCACGGCUUUCAUAUCUACGCGAACCAAUAUUGGGUUGACAAUGUUCUGGAAAUCUUAUCCUCAGGGACCCCCCCAUCCCAUCUCUUCGGUCUCACUACGACACUUCAGAACCUUUCCAGUACCUUAGAAAUAUUGGGAGGAUCAUCACUUGCCUCAAAGAAAACAGGCGAAUUAUCAAUAUCAGACAACCGCCUUGAUCGCAUCAGAGAAUACCCCGGACUUCUCAAAAAUGCCAGAAUUUCUUUACAAGCGCGAAGCCAGAAGAUACUCGGGGAUGUAUCUGGUGAAGAAGAAUCUCCGUCUGUCGACUUGCUCCCAGUUCGUGAACUUGAAGAUGCCCUUGCCAAUUAUCAAAAGACUAUCGGAUCCCUCCUCUCUCUAUCCGAUUUUCCAGGAAUACCAAAGGAAGACCUGGAGCUCUUUCAGCGAGAGUAUUCCACAACGAUCUUUACCUGUCGCCUAUCUUCUUGCCCUCGAGCUACGAUGGGCUUUGAAGAUGAAACUUUACGUCUAGAACAUGAAGCUACACAUACUCUUCGUUUGAAGUGCUCAUUUCCGGGUUGUCAGUAUCCUCCUUUUGUUUCAGCACGGGCUUUGAAGAGUCAUGAAUCCAAGUACCAUACUCCUACCAGAGGCCGAAAAAGAAUUCGCAAGGUUGAUCCUAUGCCUGAUACAGAAGUGGAGUUUGACGCCAAUUCGGGUAGACGGAAACCCAGCUUUGACAAUUGGUUCAUUGAAGAAGGCACAAGUGAUGUUACAACCGUUUCGCAACACUACUUACUACACCCUUAUACUACCGAUAGUUUUUCACCUUCUGCUUUGCCAAUGUUAGAUGAAGAUGCCCGAGACCGAGAAAAAAAAUCGCGAGGUUGA